GCAAGGGUUAAACCCUUGAAAACCCCUAAAUCGCACAGCUUUUUCAUUUGUAACAUCUUGCGCCUCAAAAGCAGCCAUGAAUCGAUCAAAGGCAAUCUUCGCAUCUCUUAGACUCGCCAACUCGCUCCUCUCGACUCGCCUUUCUUCAAAUCGGCCUCUAUUUACUCGGGUGACUCACUUCUCUGACCUUUACUCAUUUAAUCUCUCAAAUCAAUCAUACACUUCACAUUUUCUCAAUGAUACCCAUCAAAGGCUAGCUUUUUCCACAAAUGCAAACUCUAUUGUAGAGCUCAUUUUAGUAUAUGAGUGGUCUGACGAAUUAGAGAACAAGUUAGACGAAUUAAAUCCAAAAAUGUCCCAUGAAAGUGUUAUCUAUGUUUUAAAGAAACUUAAUAAAGACCCAGAAAAAGUAUCGGCUUUCUUCAAUUGGGUUUGUAAUAAAAACGGAUUUAGACCAAGUUCUUCUGUUUAUAGUAUGAUGCUUAUGAUAUUAGUAAACAACGAGUCAAUGAAGCAGUUUUGGAUCAUUCUAAAGAAAAUGAAAGAACAGAAGUUUUAUAUUGAUGAAGAAACUUAUAAAUCUAUUUUAGGGGUUCUAAAGAAGGCUAAGAUGGAUAGUGAUGUGGUGGCUUUGAACCAUUUUCAUGAUAGGAUGGUUCAGGAGAAUGCUGCGGUUGGUGUUGUGAAGAAAGUGGCCAAUGUUGUGUUAGGGAUGCAUUGGUGUGACAAGGUAGAGAAAGAAUUGGAGGACAUGAAAAUUGAGUUGUCGGAUGAUUUUGUUAUAAGUGUUCUGAGAGAACUUAGAAAUUACCCUUUGAAAGCUUUGAGCUUUUUUAAUUGGGUCGGUGAGUAUUCAGGUUCUGAACAUAAUACCAUAAUGUAUAAUGCUAUUUUAAGGGUUCUUGCUCGGUAUGAUUCAAAGGAGGAAUUUUGGAGUGUUGUUGAGGUAAUGAAGAAUGUGGGGCAUGAGAUGGACAUAGACACUUACAUAAAGAUUUCAAGACAGUUCCACAAAUGUAAGAUGACGGAGGAUGCGGUGAAACUUUUUGAGCUUAUGAUGGAUGGCCCAUAUAAGCUUUCAGUUCAAGAAUGUAGUUUGCUUUUACGGAUUAUUUCAACAGUUGAGAACCCUGAUUUUGCUUUGGUGUUUAGAGUUGCAAAGAAAUAUGAGGCAACAGGGAAUUUUCUUUCUAAGCCUGUUUAUGAUGGGAUUCAUAGGUCUUUGACAAGUGUGGGAAGGUUUGAUGAAGCAGAGAAGAUCGUGAAGGUUAUGAAAAAUGCGGGAUAUGAGCCUGACAACGUCACAUACAGCCAACUGGUCUUUGGACUUUGUAAAGCAAGGAGGUUUGAAGAAGCCUGUAAGGUGCUGGAUGAAAUGGAAGAAAAUGGUUGUAUUCCUGACAUCAAGACUUGGACCAUUUUGAUCAAAGGGCAUUGCAUUGCUAACGAAGUUGACCAGGCAUUAAUGUGUUUUGCAAAGAUGGUGGAGAAAAAUAUUGAUGCUGAUGCUGAUCUGUUGGAAGUCUUGAUAAAUGGUUUCCUUGGUCAAAAAAGGGUAAAAGGUGCUUAUGAAUUGCUUGUUGGGAUGGUAGAAAACGCCCGUAUAAGACCCUGGCAAUCUACAUAUAAAAUUCUUAUAGAAAAGCUUUUGGGGGUGAGUAAACUUGAAGAAGCAAUGAACCUUCUACGAUUAAUGAAGAAACAGAACCACCCACCUUUCCCCGAGCCCUUUGUUCAAUAUAUAUCAAAGUUUGGGACUGUGGAAGAUGCUUCAGAAUUUUUUAAGGCAUUGACUGUGAAGGAAUUUCCAUCCGCUUCUGCCUAUCUUCAUGUUUUCAAAUCCUUCUUUAAUGAAGGUAGACAUUCCGAGGCCAAAGAUCUGCUAUAUAAGUGCCCUCAUCAUAUUCGCAAAGAUUCUAGAAUCUCUGAACUUUUUGGUUCUCUGUAAGAGUGGCAAAGUUGCUGUCCAUUCUGGGAAGGAAUCAUUUAAUGUUUAAAAUCUAGUUUCAUACUAUGCAAUCAAGCAGGUACGUUUAUUUCUACAAGAAUGGCUCAUUAGUUUUGGAUCUGAUGUGUUUGGCUUAAGUAAGCCAGUUGUAAGAAGAUUCUGAGUAGUCUUUGCUAGAAUUUCAUUAGGAACAUGAAUAGCACUGCCAGUCGGUGGUAUGUGGGCUUCAGGAAUUUAAGCAUUUAAUUUCAGUGCGAUAUAUUUCCUCUUUUUGAACGUUCCUUAUUAUAAAAUACUAUGUAGUUUAGUAUCAACUUGUAAGUUGUAACAGCUAUUGAGGUCAUAUCCUAGAUUUGAUAAUUUUUUAAUCAAACUUAUUUGUGAUUUUGUUCUUGUCACUCUUUAUGCUUUCGAGCUUCUGUAAUUU
Molecule: messenger RNA, 2375 nt
Organism: Pistacia vera
Lineage: Eukaryota; Viridiplantae; Streptophyta; Magnoliopsida; Sapindales; Anacardiaceae
Product: pentatricopeptide repeat-containing protein At3g48250, chloroplastic
Exons: 1
Coding region: 77-1948 (623 amino acids)
Biological process (GO): RNA splicing
Molecular function (GO): protein binding
Source: RefSeq, a predicted model, not a curated record